Cuscuta epithymum is the source of this 1276-nucleotide messenger RNA. Lineage: Eukaryota; Viridiplantae; Streptophyta; Magnoliopsida; Solanales; Convolvulaceae. The record is from the annotation of a GenBank genome assembly.
CGUAUAUACGCCGUACUCCGUCGCAUAAAAAAUCAUGUUUAAGAUAUUGUGGAAAUGUAGAAGUGGCCAAGUGGGAGAGGCGUUUGGAGAUGGAUGAUCUAAGGCCAGUCAAAUAUAUAGCGCAACAAUCGCCCCGUUAACUUCCUCGUUGUGAAGAGUGAAGAUGAAGAUCUGCCUCUUGCUGUCAUGUUAACUUUGACAAAUAUCAGGAGUGAAGAAGGAAAGGGUUGGUGAAGAUGGAAGGCCAAUCAGAGAGAUUUACUGUCAAUUUUUUGAUGGGAGGAGCAGCAGCCAUCUUUGCAAAAACUGCUGCAUCGCCAUUAGAAAGAGUAAAGCUUUUGCUGCAAAAUCAAGGGGAGUUGAUUAGAACAGGACAUUUAAAAAGACCUUACAUGGGUAUAGGUGACUGCUUCCAUAGAGUUUUGAGAGAGGAUGGUCUUCUGUCCUUCUGGAGGGGUAACCUGGCCAAUGUCAUUCGAUACAUCCCAACCCAGGCUAGCAAUUUUGCAUUCAAAGAUUACUUCAAAAGCCUCUUUGGGUGUUCGAAAGAUGAAGAUGGGUAUGCAAAGUGGUUUGCUGGAAAUCUAGCCUCAGGAAGUGCUGCCGGAGCAACCACGUCAUUAUUUUUUUAUCACUUAGACUAUGCACGAACUCGGCUCGCUAUGGAUGCUAGGGAAUGCCUCAUUAAUGGAAGACGCCAAUAUAAGGGACUGAUAGAUGUUUAUGGCAAAACAUUAUCAAGUGAUGGCAUCAUUGGGCUCUACCGGGGAUUUGGUGUUUCAAUAAUAGGUAUAACUUUGUAUCGAGGAAUGUACUUUGGAAUCUACGACUCCCUGAAACCGGUUGUUUUAUUUGGACCCUUACAGGACAAUUUCUUUGCAAAUUUCAUGUUAGGCUGGAGCGUGACUACUAUUUCUGGGAUCUGUGCCUAUCCUUUUGACACACUGAGGAGAAGAAUGAUGCUAACUUCUGGACACAAAUUGAAGUACCAUAACUCCUUUCAUGCCGUAAAAGAAAUCAUUCACCAUGAAGGGGUUUCCGCACUUUUCCGUGGAGUUAGAGCAAACAUUCUCUAUGGUGUUGCAGGUGCUGGAGUGCUUGUAGGAUAUGACCAGCUACACCGAAUUGUAUAUAGUACUCAUUAGAACUUUAAAUCUUCUCACAGAGCCUUGUGUUAAAUUAUAUUUCAAUAUUGGCCAACCUCUUAUAAAGAAACAAUGAUUUGUGACCCAUUGAUGUGAAGCAAGGAGAAAUAAAUGGGAAACCCCAAAUUUAG